AUGGAGGAAUCAACCGUAACAUUUGCAGGGUCUUCUCAGAAAUCAACUCCAUAUAUUUCUAAAAUAGGUGAACAUGAAAAAACUCAAGGUUGUAUUACACCAUCAUCUUCCAGCUAUGGGGAUCCUGGUAUUUAUCACUUCACUACUAGUCGGAUUGAACAGGAAUCUAGAUUAACACCAUCGUACACCUCGGUGAACACAGCAUCUGGAAGCUAUGCGCGGAAACAUCCAAGGAGAUCAUUUGAUAUCGAAAGAGAAAAGUUCCCUUAUCAAAGCAGAAUACUUGAACAUCCAUCAAUCUGUCCGUAUGAAUUCUUGAAACAAGAAUCAUCCACGAGUACUGAUCCAACUACUUUCACUUCAAAAACCAUCUCACCUAUGGAGAGCAAAGGCAUAAAGUUGACCGUACCCUUUGUAGAACCAGAGAUGUACCCCAUAGAAACACAAAAAGAAUCACAUUUGCAAGAACAAAGUCAUACACAGUUCACCAUUUCACCUACACAAAAACCCCUUCAAAGACACUAUUCAGUUCCCGAAGGGCCGAUAUUUGAAAGGCCAGAUAUAUACCAUAUUUCACAUCCAAAAUCAGCCCCUUCUGAACAAGAUUAUAAUACACCAUACUCCAAAGAUUAUUUUGAUGUUUUUUCUGUCAGCCAAUCAUCCAGACCAUUAAGUACUGAAACGUUUACUAGUUACAUGGUGGAUUUUACCGCAGCUCCAUCUCUUUCUACUGAACCAGGACCGUCAACAUUGAUGUACAAAUCAUUUACUCCCUCCACCGCCACUGUACCUUCUAGUUCAACUAGACAAAGUGUUGUUGGGGAAUCUUUGGAAAAACGACGAUAUUGCUGUCCUGAAGUACAGUGCGGAAAACGAUUUGCUCGCCCAGAUGAACUUAAACGGCAUCAUAGAAUACACACUGGAACUAAACCUUUUAUGUGUAAGUACUGUCCACGUUCAUUUGGUCGUUCUGAUCAUCUAAGAACACAUACGCGUUCUCAUACUGGUGAACGCCCAUAUACAUGUGAAUCUUGUGGACGUAAAUUCGCUCGGUCUGACGAACGUACAAGGCAUAAAAAAGUUCACAGUUGUGGCCUAAUUAAGGAAAUUCACUCAGGUGAAAGCUCGUUUUCUAAUAAAACAACCCAGAUACCAUGUCCACAUGAACAGAUAGACACAUAUUCACAUGAACAGUUGUUAAGUACAUCAGUAAUUGAUACGUCAAUACAAAGUUCAUAUCUAAGCUCCGUUAUUUUUCAACCAUCUGUUUAUACACCGAUUCCAUGGCAAACCACUUCAAUUGAAUCUAAUCCCAUAAUGCCACAAUUCCAUGAUAUUUCAAUGGGAACUUUAUCUCCUACACCAAGUUGUCAACCAACACCAAUAUUAGGUCUACCAUAUUUGAACAUUACAUCAUCACAGCCUAUCAAUACUUUACCUGAAUGGAAAAUAUAUACAAUUACUCCACAAAUUAAUCCAGUUACAACAACGAAAAAGUCACGGCGGGUUCGCUUAUUGCAAGGAGUUCUCGAAGUUGGUUAUAGAUCCUAUCAGUCUGUAUCUGUUACUCAACUCAUGGAAUACUUGGCACCUCUUUCCUCAUCGUUGUUUGUAAUGCAAAAUGCCGAACACGUCAGCAUUAACGUGGAGAACAUUCAACGUUUAGUGGAAAUGGUAUGCGAGAAGUAUUGCCCAUUUGAUCUGAAGUCUUGGGUCAAUCAGGAACUAACUCCUAGUGUUGCUGACGAACGAUCAGUUGAAUGGAUAUUUGUUACUUCUUUACUCAAUUUUUCAUUUUGGAGUAAGAGUCAGGAUAGUUUUGAAGUGUCAUACUGCGAUAAAAUUUAUACGGGCUAUUGGGCCCUCUGUGCAGCAGUUAAUCGAGCUAUCGAGGAAGGAGUAGACUUGUUAAAUCCUAAAGUAUAUCAAAGUGUGACAGAGGAGCAAUUAAGAUACAUAUUUCGUUCGCAUACAGCUGAGCCUAUACCAUUAUUUGAUGAAAGAUUAAACGCUCUGAGAUGUGCUGGGAAAACUUUACUCGAGAAUUUCGAUGGGUCAUUUAAAAAUGCUCUAUUGUCGUGUGAAAAUUCUGCAGCAAAGCUCCUAAAGUUACUGUGUGAUUAUUUCCCUUCUUUCCGCGAUUAUAGUAUAUACAAAGGAAAACACGUGUCAUUCUUAAAACGUGCUCAGAUCUUGGUUGGUGAUUUGUGGUACUGUUUUGAGGGCAAAGGUUUGGGGUAUUUCCACGAUAUAGAUGAAAUUACUGCAUUUGCUGACUACAGAGUUCCACAGGUGUUAUAUUAUUUUGGUGCUAUAGAAUACAGUGAGGAUUUAACAAAAAGGAUACACAAUGGUGAAGAAAUUGCAAAUGGAAGCGAAUUAGAAGUUGAAAUUCGAGCAGCGACAAUAUUAGCUGUACAUAAUAUCGUCAAGUCCCUAAAUAGUAAAAAUAUUAGUUGCAAUUCAAUUGUGGUGGACAAUUUUCUUUGGAAUUAUCGACGUUCUCAUGCUGAUGAAAUUGAUGCCAAAAUUCCAAUGCAUAGGACACGUUGCAUAUACUACUGA
Molecule: messenger RNA, 2565 nt
Organism: Schistosoma spindalis
Lineage: Eukaryota; Metazoa; Platyhelminthes; Trematoda; Strigeidida; Schistosomatidae
Source: the annotation of a GenBank genome assembly